This is a messenger RNA of Haliotis rufescens (red abalone), 7798 nucleotides long. RefSeq lists its product as uncharacterized. The coding region runs from base 16 to 5511 and encodes 1831 amino acids. The transcript has 30 exons. Lineage: Eukaryota; Metazoa; Mollusca; Gastropoda; Lepetellida; Haliotidae. Gene Ontology annotation, molecular function: calcium ion binding. The record is from RefSeq and is a predicted model, not a curated record.
UCGCAAUAAGAUAUAAUGAACCUCUACCAUUCCAGAUACACAACUCGAACAGCAACCACUGGGACAGAAAAGAACAUCCCCAGGAUGUACUUACAAUGUCUCCUUGUACUAUUAUGUGGAAUAGAUAUAUGCAUCAGCUGCGGCGAUGGAGGCGGAGGAGCAGCCACAAAUGAACCACCUUCCAUAAAAUGCCCAACUAUUAAAGGCAAUUGGGUUGCUGACAAAAGAAAGACGACAACUUCAGUACACUGGUCUACACCUACAGUCAGUGACCCCAAUGAUUCAAGCUUGACAGCUGUGCUGAAGAGUGGCAAGGGGUCAGGAUCCAAGUUUGGACGUGGAAGCCAUUCUGUUUCAUACACAGUGACGGACAGUGGAGGCCUAUCUGCUUACUGUAUGAUGAAUUUUUAUGUGGAGGUGAAAGAAUGCCGUCCACCUCAUCAUAUACGGAAUGGGGAUGUUAAUUGUGAUCUUUAUCCCUACGUCUAUGGUGCAACGUGUUCAUUCGGAUGUGAAGAGGGUUACAAAUUGGUUGGGGCAUCUCAAAUCGACUGCUUGGUAAGCGAGAAAUGGAGCUCUGACAUACCUAAGUGUCAAGCAACUGAAUGUACAGAACUAACACUACCAAAGCAUGGCAAGAGCUUCCGCUGUACCAAUGGGAAGAUUUUUAAGAGCAUUUGUUGGUUGACUUGUGAUGAGGAGAAUGGCUAUGCACCGGUCAGGGGACAAUGGACAAUGUGUACCAAAGACAAAACAUGGACAACAUAUGACAUGAUGUGUGAAGAUACCCAGCCACCACAAAUCAACAAUUGUCCUGCGACAACAAUCAUGAAGACGGCUGACCCAAAUGCUCCAACUACUCAUGUUAUUUGGCCAGACAUCACUGUGUCUGACAACUCGAAGGAAACUAUCCCUUUAAGAAGUUCAUCUGCAAUCAAAAAUGGUGGAUCGUUUUCUGUGGGAACACACAUAGUUAGUUUCACAGCAACAGACUCAUCUAACAACAAAGCCGAGCCAUGUUUCUUCCUCGUCAAAGUACAGUCUGUCACGUGUGAUCCUCCAAGGUUUGAUGAUGAGUACAUGGAUACGCCAGGCUGCCUCAACUUUCGUGAGGGGGCCUCAUGCAAACUGGAAUGUGACAUGGCUAUAAAAUUGGUAGGAGAGAAAUACAUCACUUGCAAGAAGGAGACAAACGAAAUGAGUGGUCAUUGGGUGUAUGGCACAUACGAUAACCCAAGUAGCAAUAACUCUUAUUGCAAAGUUCACAGCUGCCCAGAUCUACCUGCUCCAAACAAUGGGGCCAUGGCCUGUGACACUUGGACACGGGGUAGCCAAUGUCAGCUACAGUGUAAUGACGAAUAUGACAUUCCGGACUCUGUCUCCCUACAGAAGCUGUAUCUGUGUACACUUGAUACAGGCAUAUGGAGUAAUAGUAUUGUACCCAACUGUGCAUACCGUGAAGAAAGUGAAGGGUAUCGUAUGGAUGAAAUAUACUACUUCACUGGAAGAUGUGAUGUUAUGAAGGAGGAAAUCCGGAACAACUUCCUGAAUGCUAUGAAAACAAUAAAUGCUUGCUUAGAGAAAUAUUGUCAUAUUGACAAUGUCAAGAUCAAAUGUGGGGAUGAAGUUGAUGAUGACUUGUUGGACUUUCGCCGAAAACGUGCAACACGCAGUGGUAGAAGUCGUAGUCAGAGAAAAACAUCUAAUUACAUUUCUUUUAAAAUUGUACUCCGAUCUCAAGUGUUGUCAAAAUCUUUUUCUGAAAACAAGAGACUCUAUUCUUCAAAAUUGAAGUCCAUUGCAGUAAGAAUAGCAAAAUCAAGUUUUCAUGCUGGUGGGCGGCUUAUCAAGGCCUCAAAAGUUCGAGUGAGAGAUGUAAUUCCUGUUUGUAAACCAGGACAUAAAAUUGGGUUCUUCUACAAAGAUUCAUGUGUACCUUGUCCAAAGGGGUCCUACUACAAUUCUACCAGAGACGAGUGCAUGGCAUGCACCUAUGGACAAUAUCAAGAACUUCAGGGUCAAGUCACAUGUUCAAUGUGUCCAGAAGGACAGACCACCUUAACUCUUGCUAAUCAAGACAAAUCAUCUUGCAAAGUUAUGUGCGUGGCUGGCACGUACUCUAAGGAUGGUGUAGUUCCUUGUACUCAGUGCCCACGUGGUACCUAUCAAGAUCGCCAUAAUAUGGUGGAGUGUUUCAUAUGUCCCCCUGGCAAAACAACAUUGGAUGAAGGUGCUUCUUCAUCAUCACUCUGCAUUGCCUAUGAUAUCCUGUUUCAAGGACCUGUUACAAUUCCAGUAGAAGGCAGCGUUCAAUCCUCAAUUUGUGACUUUACAAUUUCUCUGUGGAUUAAAGUUGAAGACCCAGACUAUGGUGGUAUAAAAUUCCAGAUCUACAGUCCUAUAACAAAAACUGGGAUUGAAGUGUCCAUCUCUUCAGACAUCAAAGUGAUCCUGAGUAACAGAUAUGAACUAAUUGUGGAGGACAUCAUGGACGACACCUGGACUCAUGUUGCUGUGGUAUGGUCCAGACAGCGAAUCACUGUGUAUGUCAGAGGGAAGGCUGUGGCAGAAAGCCAUCAUGAAAGUGCACCCAGGUGUCCUUCGCCAACAACAUCAGUUAUGUCAAUAGCUAUCAGGGAUCAUGCAUACAUGUACAUUCGGGACCUCAAUUUCUGGCCUCUGGAUAAGGCUGAUGUCAUCAGGAGUCUCAGUACUUCCUGCGACUCUCGUCGCAAUGACACCAUCUUUUCUUCUGAACAGAUCAACAUGCAUGCUCUUGCCAGAGUGUAUAAAGUUGUUCCAAGCACCUGUCUCAAGCCUGAUGUUUGUGCUUCUGAUCCGUGUGGAGACAAUAUCUGCAUUCCAACCCGCAAAGGUUUCAAAUGUGUUUGCAGAGGAGGUUACACUGGGGAAAAAUGUGACGUGCCCCCAGAUUUGUGUAAAGACAAUAUUUGUAGAAAUAAUGCCACAUGCUUGUUAUCGGGAGGGGGAUAUCAAUGUGACUGUGCUCCAGGCUAUAGAGGAGAACUCUGUGAGGUGGAAAUAGCUGAUGGAGGGUGGAGUAAGUGGAUGGAAUGGAGUGCUUGCUCGGUAAGCUGUGGAAAUGGAACAAGGAGAAGACAUCGUUUCUGUACUAAUCCACCACCAGAUAGAAAUGGCAAGACGUGUCCUGGUGACAAACAACAGACAAUAUUUUGUCAGAGACAGACAUGCCCAGAAUGCAACACGGAUGAUCUAGUAGUUGGGAAAGGUAUAAUUAAAACUUGUGACAUACAGAAGACGUCGAUAACAUGUCAAGUCAAAUGCAAGCACGGCUUGGUGUUUCCCGAGAAGCCUUUUGUCUACACGUGUGGCCACGGUAUAUGGACACCAACAAGGCAAACUGUCUCAUGCACAGACCCGGUGACUCCACUCUCAGCUGGCAUCAACUACACUGUGGUAUUCGGCAACUCUGUCAUAAAACCUGGCCUCAUCAGCUCCAAGUUGCACUCUGUGGGAAGCAGUUUCAAUUGUGUCAGAAGUAAUCAUUGUUCCAUUCAAAUUGGGUCUUCUGUAUGCCAUGAGAGUAUUACAAACUGCAAUAAAGUUGAUGGUCAGCACUACGGUUCUCUCAUUGUCAGAAGAGAUGUACCACAAGGACAAAUAAAUGUAUCAAAGAUUCAGAAGAACAAGAAAGUGAUGACUUACUUAGAACCGCUGUUUGCAACAUGGAACGUUUUCACCCACACAAGUGAUGAACCAACAAUGAUUGAACAUAGAGCACUGGAAUUGUCUGUUGUCAACGACUCACUAAUAGUGAAUCCAUAUGAUCAUCCAUCAUUGGCAUUUGAAGUUCCAGGUCAGUUUGGCAACAUCCUGAGAACUUGGCACUUCCUGGAUGACACGAACUGGGAGGUGAGGCAUGAGAACUACACAGACUUCAACAUGAAACUGGACCAGCAAAACCCCUUACAACCCACCUUCAUGUCAGCUGUACAGAUCAUGACAUGCCCCACUGGUGCCAUCCAAGGCGGCGUGUUCUGUAUCAAGUGCCCUCCUGGAAAGAUGUUUGACACUCAACAAUGCAAGGCGUGUGAACAUGGGUUCUACCAGGACAAACCAGGAAUGUCAUUUUGCCACUCAUGUCCUGGAUUCAAGACUACGGAGCUCAAGGGAAGCCCCGAUGUCAAGCAGUGCACAGACACAAACACGUCAGAGUUAAAACUGCUGUUUGGUGUGGGUGACUCCGAGUUUGGAAUCCUUAACCUUCACAGCAUGACAAUAGGUACAGUGAGUGUGGAGAGGUACUUUGGAACUGUUGAUCUUCUCGUGUACAAUCAGAGGGAUCAGUUCGUUUACUUCACCACACAGAUCCCAACCACAAUCGGGAGAGUCAAGGUGGAUGGCGUUGGACAGGAAUUGCUCUUCAAAUUCCCCGAAGGGAUCGUGCUGACAGGCCUAGACAUAGACAUUGCCUCUGACCUCUUGUUCUACACAACUUCGUCGGGUAUACUCUCUACCCUUCACACCACAUCUGGUGCUGAACUGGUCCUGCUAUCUAACCUGACCAAACCACGAGGACUUCAAGUGAACCAAGACUUUGGUCUGUACUGGGUGGAGAAUGACAGGAUAAUGUCCCUGCAGUAUGGAAGUGAAAUAGCCUCCGCUGUUGUAAACGACACUCAUGCUGUAUGGAACCCUACCCUUCACAAGCAAGACAACAGAAUAAUGUGGCAAAGCUAUAAUAGACUGAGGACAGCAUACAUCAAUGGUUCGACUUCCCAGACUUUGGCUACUAACUUCACAUCCAGAUUUGGCUACACAGACAAAUAUUAUUUCUAUGUUGACAGCAAUGCAGUGCUGAUGCGAGUAAAUUCUGACCUGAGUGCAAGGGCAGCUGUAUAUGUGCUGCCAUUGUCUGUCACAAGGGUGCGACUGGUCAACACAACGGAUGAUCCAAGCCUUGUUAAUAUAUGCAGUGCAAAGAGAAAUGACUGUGGUCAAGGGUGUUACCCCAUCAAUCAAACCAAACGAAUUUGCUUCUGUGUAUCAGACUCCACACUUCAAAAGGACAAUAGGACCUGCAGACAAGACUUUUCUACGAGACUUGAAACAUCUGACGCCAAAUCUUGGAUGAAGCCAUCACCAUCAGACUUCUCUGUGCCGCCAAGCAUGACCUUGCGGCUAAAGGUGAAGUCAUGUCAUUCUGCACUCCUGGCACUGGCUGAGACAAACAGACGCUUGUAUCGCAUUGACAUUGGUCUCAAAAGAGGAAACGUCACAGAGAUGUCCAUCAAGAAAAUCUGGCCAAACAGACCUCCUGUCACCCUGGCUCACAGGGAGAUCAGUAUACUUGACUGUACUACUUUUAAACAUGUCUGGCUGCAAUGGGCUGACAAGACCCUGAGGGUGGGAAGUGGAACAAAAGUUGGAGAGCAGCAGAUCUUAGUAGCCAAAGACUCAUGGCCAUUCAAUGUGAAUUUUGUUAUGUUUCGGAGUGGCAUCAAUUCUACUGCCGAAUGGCAAUUUUAGGUUUGUGCCAAAAUUUCAAUGGACUGAAAAUCAUAUCAAAAUGCCAUACAAAAUGACCCAGUGGUAAGUAGAAUUGCACCACAUGUUUGCAGUGAAACUAAAAGUGAAACAUAAGUUUGUAGCCCACCAUGGAUUGGUUUUCUGUUGUGUGUCCUGUCGAUCUUGUGAGAUAUAGAUUAUGUUAAUGACCAGCAUAAGUUGCUAUUUUAAUCAUCACAAGGUCUCCCCAAAUUUGAAGUAAUAUCGUAAACCAAUUUGUUAUUUCCGAAAGCCUGAUGAUGCCAUUUUGGUAGCAUAUAUUUUUUUCAAAAAUUUCUUGUUAUUUCAAUUAUUUGUUGUUGUUUUUUAAAAAAACUUGAAAUUUCGAGAAAUAAUUGAAAUAAUGAGAAAAUAAUAAAAGGUAUAAGAAGAAACUUGAAAUUUUGAGUUUUUAGAUAAACUUGAAAUAACGAGAAUAUAUUCAUAGUAAAGAGAAAAUAUCUUUUUUUCGAGAAAAUAAUUGAAAUAACGAGUAAAUAAUCAAAGCAACAAGAACAAACUCAAAGUAACAAGAAAGAACUCGACAUUUCAAUUACAAAGAAUAAAUUAAUGCUAGCAAAGUGGCACCAUAAAGCUUUACUAGUUAUUAAAGUUGCUAGAAGCAAAGAACCUUCUUUUUCAAAAAGUUGCAUUGCAUUGGGUAUGUUUUUCCUUAAUCCCAAAAUGACAUCAUAAAACUUAAUGUGCUUAUAACUUCUUAGUAGGGUAGCUAGAGGCGUAGGACUGAAUUGUACUACGUUGGACAACUAUAGGGUUAAAAAAAAAGAAUACAGAUGGCUAUUGGUGAGGUCAUUUAAUAAGGGGCCGCAUACAUCUCAUUUCAACAAUGGAAGUUCAUGUACAAACCUGUUUUGGAGCUGGUCCAUUUUGACUGGCAUGUACACAUUAAUGAGUAGUAGAUGAAUGUUGACAAAUUGAGAGCUGGUGAUAAAUAAUAAUAUAUAUGGGGUUAAACAAUUCAAUCCAAGUUGAUGAAGGAUUUCUUGUUACAUUGAAUAUGUCCAAUAUAGAUCAGGUUUGUUUUUCUACAUUUUCCCUGACAAAGCAUUUACACCAAGAGCAUGUAUAAGUUUUUAUUACCAACCCUGAUAUUGAUAUUUAUAUAUAGUCAUCCCAACAUGGAUAUACUUGUGUAUACAAGGAAUACCAGUGUAUUGGAUUUAACAAUCAAUAUUUUCAAAGCCUCCACAUGCUCUCUGUAAUGUCAGCUGCUGUGUCACUGUCAACUUUGUGACUUGCUUGGGUAAACCACAAUAUCUCCAUUUAGCGUAUAAAAUCAAUGUUUGAUGGGUAUCAAUCAACACCCAUGGAGUCAUCAUUGAAAUUGUAUUAUAUUGAAUGCUAUUUGUACUUUUAAAUGAAUUUGUGAGGGAUAAUUGAGAACAAGAAAAAGAAAGGACAAACCCGGAUAAGAGAUAAAGAACUGAGGAAGAACACUCUGAGCUUGACGUGUUUAAUUCUCAUUCAAAUUUCAACAAUUUCACAAAUCUAAUUGUUUCUAAACAUAAUGCUUACUAUUUUUACUUCAGGUCAGAAUAUUCUAUAUGCAGCACUUGAUUGUUUAAAGGUCCUUGUGAUAUAGCUGGAAUCUUGCUGUUGCAUAAAACUGCAAACUUCUUUUGAUUCUAAUCCUGUCAUCUGACAGAUUUAGGACAAUGGCUUUAGUGCAUGGUGUGUUGAUUAACAUUUCAUAUGGAGAAUGUUUUGCCUUGUGCUGGUGAUUCAGCCGUGAGUGGGAGAGGUGGAAGGGGUGUAGGUGAAAGUACAUCCAGCAGAGACCAUAUGCCAGUAUAUGUCUGUGAUCUUGGGAGAGGUGGAAGGGGUGCAGGUGACGUUACAUCCAGCAGAGACAAUAUGCCAGUAUAUGUCUGUUAUCUAAGGAGAGGUGGGAGGGGUGCAGGUGACAGUGCAUCCAGCAGUAUAUUACUGUGAUCUAAGGAGAGGUGGAAGGGAUGAUGGUGACAGUACAUCGAGACAGAGACCAUAUGCCAGUAUAUGUCUGUGAUCUAAGGCGAGGUGGGAGGGGUGCAGGUGACAGUAUAUCCAGCAGAGACUAUAUACCAGUAUAUUACUGUGAUCUAAGGAGAGGUGGAAGGGGUGCAGGUGACAGUAUAUCAAGACAAAGACCAUUAGCGGUAUAUGUCUGUCAUCUAAGGAGAGGUGGAAGGGGUACAGGUGACAGUACAUCAAGACAGAGACCAUAUGGAAACAUAUGUCUGUCAUCUGAGGAGAGGUGGAAGGGGUGCAG